This is a messenger RNA of Erpetoichthys calabaricus (reedfish), 4060 nucleotides long. Its product is annotated as tripartite motif-containing protein 16-like. The record is from RefSeq and is a predicted model, not a curated record. Lineage: Eukaryota; Metazoa; Chordata; Cladistia; Polypteriformes; Polypteridae. The coding region runs from base 21 to 1697 and encodes 558 amino acids. The transcript has 5 exons. Gene Ontology annotation, molecular function: protein binding; zinc ion binding.
CUUUCAUUUCUGCAGACUGAAUGCUUGUUUGUCAGACUGGAUCGUCGUCGUCGUCGUUCACGAUGACAGCUCGUCCGUCUGCUGAUCAGUACUGCUGCUCGGUUUGUCUGGACGUCCUGAAGGAGCCAGUCAGCCUUACAUGUGGACACAACUACUGCCUAGACUGCAUUAAUGGCUACUGGGAAAAAUCAGACAAAGAGGGGAUCUACAACUGUCCUCAGUGCAAUCAAACAUUUAAUGUGAGGCCUGAGGUUAAAAAAAAUGUAAUGUUAAAAGAUCUUAUAGCUCAAUUAAACACAACAAAUUAUGCUGGAGCUGAUGAUGUGUCAUGUGAUGCGUGUAACAGGAGAAAACUGAGAGCUGUGAAGACCUGCCUGACUUGCAUGGCCUCCUACUGCGAGACCCACCUGCAGCCUCACCAGCAGUCUGAAGCUUUCAAAAGACACAAUCUGGAGGAGCCGAUCGGAAACCUAGAAGAGAAGCUCUGCAUGAAACACCAGAAAGUCCUGGAAAACUUCUGUAGGCUCGAUGAGACUUGCAUCUGCUUGCUGUGUGCAGCGACUGACCACAAGAGGCACAAUUCGGUGACCCUGGAAGAAGAGAGAGCUGAGAAACAGUGUCAUAUGGAGAGCAGAAUGGAGGAAAUUAAAAUAAGAAUUGAGGAGAAAGAGAAGAAACUGGAGGAGAUGAAGGAGACAGUUAUGAGAAUUCAGAGCUCUGCAGAAAGAGAAGUGCAGGAAUAUGAGGAGACCUUCAAGUCUGUACUGGAGUCCAUUGAGAAACUGAGGUCAGAAGUCAUUGAUGUUAUUAGAGGUCAUGAGAGGAGGGAAGUGAGGAGGGCUGAAAAGUUCAUGGAUCAAGUGGAGAAGGAUAUCGUGGAGCUAAAGAUAAGAGGUGCUGAAAUGGCUGAGCUUUUACAGACAGGAGACCAUAUUCACUUCCUAAAGAUGUUCCCAUCUCUGUGUGUUCCACCUGAAGAUGAAGAAAUUGUUCUUAGCAGUGAUUUCCUUCCGGAAACUUUGAGAGCAAGCCUCUCUGAUCUGAAGGAGAGUCUUGAGGAGGUUAGCGCCUGGGAGUUUGUGAACACAAGUGUAUUUCUUUUUCCCUCUUCUGCUGUUAACAAUCCAGAUUACACCCUGAGGAAUCAGAGAAUUACAGCACAACUUUUAAAAUACUCCUGUUGGAUCACCUUGGACCCUAACUCAGCACACAGAUGCCUCUGCUUGUCUGAAGAGAACAGGAAAGUGACACGUGUGGGUACAGUGACCCCAUAUCAUGAUCAUCCUGACAGAUUUGACUUCUGGCCCCAUGUUCUGUGCAGAGAGGCUCUGAGUGGGACCCGCUGUUACUGGGAGGUCGAGUGGAGUGGAGAGUGGACUGAGAUUGGAGUCAUGUAUAAAGGAAUCGACAGGAAAGGAUGGAGUAAAGAGUGUCGCCUUGGAUUCAAUGACAAGUCCUGGAGUCUGUGCUGCUCUGAUUUCAGUUACUCUGCCUGGCACAAUAACAUGAAGACUGAAAUCAGUGCCCCCUACAGUCAUAAAAUAGGUGUGUAUCUGGACUGCCUGGCUGGCUCUCUGUCAUUUUAUAGCAUCUCAGACAUAAUGAACCUCCUAUACAGGUUCAAGACCACCUUCACUGAGCCACUGUAUGUGGGGUUUGCGGUUGGAUGGGACUCCAGUGUGACAAUCUGCCUCUGAAUUAGUUUGACCAGUGAUUGGUGCCAUAUGAAGUUCAAGUAAUUUCUUCAGGAAAACAGGGUAUCUUGUUAGCAUUUCUUUUCUGGACUUGGCUGAUACAAAAUAGUAGCUUGAUAUAGUGCUCUUAUCAAAUGAAUAUUUCUGCUAAAAUGAAUUGAAGCAUUGAUAGAAAUAUGCCAGAAAUAUAAAAGACCAGACCAACAUGUCUAAAUCACAGUGUUUAUAAUCUAUAUAUAUAUAAAAUCCAGUGGCGGACCGUGCAUUUCACACCUAGGCCUUCAGUAGUGCUCCAUCUGAAUCAACCCGCCCCUCAAAAACUAAUUUAUGGUUAUAAAAACCAUCUUAAUAUGCAGAAAUACAGUAUAAAGAGCCGUUGCAUCGCAGAUAGAUAACUCCUAUAGCCACAAUAAAUGCCUUUAUUGAAUAGACAAACCAGGGGUGAACAAGUUCCUUUCUACUGCAGCUACAGCCUGCGGCACACAUAAAAAACAUCAAUAAUAACUCAUGAACUUGCAAUAUUAUUUAGGAAAAUCGCAACAUUUUACUCACCAAAAAUUCGGAUUAUUUGUAAACAAAAUCCAUCCUCCUGUCUUUCCUCAAAAACAGUUCAAUUACUUUGUCAUACAGAUUAUCCAUCUGUUUCAGUUCCAUCACGAAGUCCCUUUCUAUCGCCAUUGAGCUAAUGCUGAAAGUCGAACCUGCCCUGUCGUAUUUCUGGCUUAAGUUUUAAUUUGCUUUAGGGCUGAAAAUGUCCGCUCGACAGAAGCAUUGGACAUGGGAAUGGUCACCAGCAAACAUACCAAUGUGUACAGCUGCCCCAUGAGGCUCUCAUUCAUACACCAUCCUAUCCAAUCAACGGGUCUGAAUACGGUGACGUUGCCGUACGCCUGCUAGAGGGCCCUAGUGAAACCAACUCAAAAUCUGAUUGGUUGAAGCAACAGUUUAAUCGGCAUCUAUUUUGUGUUAGAGGGCCUGCAGAACGGAUUGUGAAGGCCUCCUGGCAGACUUCUUUGACUUUGACCCUGCCUGGCAACAAAUGAUGGCUGAAAUGUGAUUGGUUAAAUGCUUUAAUAUGAAAAUACAUGUCUGGAAGCAGCACAGCCAUCGGAAAAGCUAUGAAAGGAAGCGGACAGACUAUUUGGAAUUAUUUAAUAAGUAUUCAUGGACAAAAUAUAAUUAACAUCAGUUUGUGAUUCAGAUAUUUUUUAGACCAGCAGAGAAGGCCUUGCAGGCCCUGACGGCCCGCCACUGAUAAAAUCCAACGUCUGCCUGGCAGUCUGUAUGUCUGUCCUCUUUUCACAAGAGAACUAAUUAACGGAUUUAAAUCGGAUUUUUUUCUAGAAUAUGUUUCAACAUUCUGGUUGAUUUUGUGACUUCUCUCAUCGCACUUAGAAUCAUAAUUCAUUUGCAGAAGCGAUUUAUUUACGCUAAUCCGAGACAGAGCUGCAGGCCGAGGGGAGGAGGAAGCGUGACGUCAGGGGUAGGGAGCCAUGCAGGGCCCUCCUCACUGUCCUGUUACACUUCUACGUUGGCAGAGUCAUGCGGGGGCGGCUAGUAAAAGAUAUAUGGAGUCAUAGAAAAGGUUUUAAGAAGAAAAAAAGUGGAAUAUGCAAGAUAAUAAACCAGUGUUAAUGCCACAUAGUGCCUUUCUCUGUAAGAGAGAAAAUAAAAUGCAAAUUGAUAAAUCAAAGAAGAAGACAAAGAAGGAAAGAAUUAAGAGCAGAGAGACAAAAAAGAAAAAAUGAAAAGUCAUCUUGAAGAGAAUUAGCCUUCCAAUGUCGUAUGAACAAUGGCCACCAGAAGGUGCAAGUGCACUGCAUAGUAAUCCUCGGGUGGUGUUUUCUUUCAAUCUGAAGGGAGUACUAGGGUGAUGUACUAUGUUAGCCAUUAUGAAUGAAGUGAAAGGUCAAGCAAAAUGACACAUUUUAUUGGCACUACAAUCUGAAGGGACAAAAGGAAAAUCUACAGGGGACCUAAAUAAGAUGUGUUGGGCUUUAUGGGAAGAAAUGGAACUGCAACUUACAAAAGAGGUCAAUAUAACUGAGUAAGCAACAGUCUGGGUGACUGUUUGGAAACAUAUACAUAUACAUUAUGUUCAUAUACCUGAAUGCUUUUGUUUUUCCUUUUCAUGUUCUCUGAUUUUUAGAAGGACACUGGAUAUACAUACACUAAAUAGUCCAAUAUGACUUCUGCACUCUGUCCUUCAAAGAUGGCAGAUGGCAAUACGGUGGAAAGAUGAAACACUCUUAAGUCUGUAUUGGUCAUCCAUUUUUUAUGUAUGUGAACAGUAAAUGUAUAGAAGGGACCGAGUAAGAGACAUGCUCAAUAAAUAUAACCAGAAAUUAAAAAUAACUAUUUGAUAG